GGAUUCAAUUGGAAACCAAACUUCAACACCAUCACGAAAGUACUUCAACCUGAACGCCUACGCAACAGCCACAGCGCCCCACCCUUCCUCGUGCUGCUGUGGUUUGCCCUUUUCCACGUUCACCCUUCCAUCAAUGUGCCACCUCCAUUUAUGGCAUUCCCGUGCUCCUCGGCAUUAACAACCCAUGAACUCUCUCGCCGCCGCCACCACACUCUCCACCGGCGGCAUUCUUUCUCGCAAUGGUGAAACCCCUUAAACCCCAUUCUCCACAUCUUAUUCUUAACUACAGCCUCCGCUGCUGCCCUUUCCUCAGUUUCUCUUCCAAUCCUGAUCUUAAUAAUCUGGGCUUUCCGAAUCUAGUGCAUCGAGUCUGUGAAAUAUUGUCGAAUCCGCGAAUCCCAUGGCGGGGGAGCUCGGAGCUGAAAUCAUUGGCCCCAAAGCUAAAACCUUACCACGUCGCCAAAAUUAUCGAAACCCACAACAGCACCGAUUCUGUUCUUCAGUUCUUUUACUGGGUUUCGAAGAGGCAAUUUUACAAACAUGAUAUAAGCUGCUAUGUGUCGAUGUUAAAUAGGCUCGUUAAGGAUAAGAACUUUGCGCCUGCGGACCAUAUUAGGAUCCUGAUGAUUAAAGCCUGCAAAGACGAGGUAGAUAUUAGAAGGGUUGUUGAUUUCUUGAAUGAGAUAAGUAAAGUAGGUCUUUCUCAUAGUCUAUAUAGUUUUAAUACUCUUUUGAUUCAAUUGGGCAAGUUUGAUAUGGUUGCAGCAGCUCAGACAGUCUAUAAAGAAUUGUUAAUCAGUGGGAUCAGACCCAGUUUGUUGACUUUGAAUGCCAUGAUUAAUAUUUUGUGUAGGAGGGGGAAGGUUCAGGAGGCUGAGAUUAUAUUGGCUCAAAUAUAUCAGUAUGAAAUGUUUCCGGAUGUAUUCACGUACACAUCCCUGAUCCUUGGGCACUGCAGGAAUGGGAAUUUGGAUAAGGCAUUUGUGGUUUUUGACCAGAUGGUAAAGAAAGGGAUUGAUCCAAAUGCAGUGACGUAUACUACUCUUAUUAAUGGGUUAUGUGAUGGUGGAAGGGUAGACGAGGCUUUAUGCAUGAUUGAAGGAAUGAUCGAGAAUGACAUUGAACCUACAGUGUAUACUUACACAGUUCCCAUCACAGCACUGCUUGCCAUUGGGAGAGUGGAUGAGGCUAUUUCUCUGGUUGCAAGCAUGAGAGACAGGAGUUGUCAGCCUAAUGUGCAGACAUAUACGGCCCUGAUCAGUGGGUUGGCAAAAUGUAGUCAACUUGAAGUAGCAAUAGGGUUGUACCACAAGAUGUUGAGAGAUGGUUUGGUUCCUACCACAGUUACAUAUAAUGCUCUAAUAAACGAAUUGUGUGAGAGAGGGAAACUAGAUACUGCUUUUAAAAUCUUUCAUUGGAUGGAACGGCAUGGCCACUUGGCCAAAACUGAAACUUAUAAUGCGAUGAUAAAGGGAUUCUGCAUGAUUGGAAAUGUCGACAGAGCCAUGAUUCUUUUUGAUGAAAUGCUGAAUGUGGGUCCGCCUCCCAAUGUGGUUACGUAUAACAUACUCAUCAAUGGAUACAUCAAAAAGGGUUUUCUAGAUAAUGCCAGGAGAUUGGUGGACUUGAUGAAGGAAAAUGGAUGUAAACCUGAUCAAUUGACAUACACAGAACUUAUGGCCGGGUUUUGCAAAGGGGAUAGGCUAGAUGUAGCGUCUACACUAUUUAAGGAAAUGAUGCAGCAAGGUUUGAGCCCAAAUAUGGUGAACUACACCACUUUGAUCGAUGGUCUUUGCAAGAAAGGGAAAGUUGAUGAUGCAUUGAUUUUAUUUGGAAGGAUGCAAGAGACUGGUUGCCAUCCAAAUAUUGAGACUUAUAAUGCCAUUCUUAAUGGUUUAUCUAAAGAAAAUAGGCUAUCUGAGGCGGAGGCACUAUGCAAUAAGAUGGCAGAAAGUGGGCUGCUCCCUAAUGUGAUUACAUAUACUACUUUAAUUCAUGGUCUCUGCAGGAAUGGUGGGAUACAUCUUGCUUUCAAGAUUUUCCAUGAAAUGGAAAGAAGAGAUUGCUUGCCAAACUUAUAUACCUAUAGUUCAUUGAUCUAUGGUCUGUGUCAUGAAGGCCGGGUUGAUGAUGCAGAAAUCUUGCUCGAAGAAAUGGUGAGUAAAAAAUUAUAUCCUGAUGAGGUCACAUAUACCUCACUUAUCGAUGGAUUUGUAUCUCUAGGUAGACUGGAUCAUGCAUUUUCCCUGCUUCAUCGACUAAUUCAUGCGGGCUGCAAACCAAACUACCGGACCUACUAUGUGUUGCUGAGAGGAAUGCAAGAGGACUGCCACAUGGUUUCUGAAAAAAUCGCGGUCCAGCAUGGAACUGCACACAAUCACACGUCACAUGAGAAGGAUAUUACUUUUGAUACCUUCUGCAAUCUAUUAGUUAGGAUGUCCGAGAUUGACUGUGAACCUUCUCUGGAUACUUAUUGUGUCUUAAUUGCUCGUCUUUGCCGUGAUGGAAGAAGCCAUGAUGCAGAUCUGUUGGUCGAAUUUAUGAAGGAGAAAGGGCUUUGUCCUAAUGAGGCAAUAUAUUGCUCUCUCCUCAAUGCUUAUUGCAAGAAUUUGAGAGUAGACUCUGCUUUACAUAUACUUAAUUUGCUGACUACCAGAGGCUUCAAGCCCCCUUUAUCAACUUAUGCAGCCGUUAUAUGUGCUCUCUGCAAAAGAAAACAGAUCAAAGAGGCUGAGGUUGUGUUCGAAGACAUGCUUGAGAAACAGUGGAAUAGUGAUGAGAUUGUCUGGACUGUGUUGAUUGAUGGCCUGCUUAAGCAAGGGGAAUCAAAAGUGUGCUUGAAUCUUCUUCAUGCUAUGAACUCUAAGAAUGUCCCUAUUAGUAAGCAGACAUAUCUAAUGCUGGCAAAGGAAAUGCCGAAAACUGACAAAUUAAUGAAUGAGAACCAGGUUGCUGAUACGUUGCAGGUGCUGGGAGGCCAAGAACCUGGAUAAAGGUCUGCUGUACGAGUUACCAAACAGAAAAUAUGUUAUCUCAUGAAAAAAUCCUUAUUCGACAUCCCUUCUAUUUGCUGAACCAGAAUGACUUGCAUGCAGCAUCUUUAGGAAGAAUUUGAAGCUGCGAAGUACAGUAAAAGAAGUGAUCACAUUAUUACUUGUGGAGCUGCCCAAUUCUUGGGAUCUCACUCAUGAAUUUGUCAUUCUAGGAUGAGCGAGAUAUGGCCUAAUGACUGGGCUUUCUGAAAAUUUCAGGAGUAUUAGUCGCGAAGAUGCCCCUUUCAGGCACUUCAAAGAUCCAGCUGUAUCUCUGGAAGGUCAACAUGCAGAAAUUGAUCUCGCAACAAGGCUAAAUCAAAUGCCAGUUAACAUAACCUAAUAUACAAUUCUAAAAAGAUGUGGUUGUAGUGAUCCUUGAACUAGUCAUAUCUGAAGCGCAAUGACAAUUGGUGCAUGAGCUUUGCCUCCCAGUUGAACAGCCAAUCAUGUACAGGUUCAUAUUAUAGAGCUUGGGUUUAAUCCGUGUACAGCACUAGAGCUAUCUCAAGUUGUUCAAGAAUGCAGACUGAAAUCAGUUGCAUCAAUUUGUUGAAUUUCAAGUAAGCCCCCUAGAACAAUGGUUACUUACCUAGUUUUACUUCAACAUUGUUUAUUCACAUUUUUUACACAAAAAUACACCCCGCUGUCUGGAAUUAGUAUCCUCCAGAUGAAGGGAGUCUUUGUAUACAACAGCUUUAUAAUUGUAAAGAUGAAUCAGGUUUAGCAUGUAAUAUGUGUCAUGAUUCUUUUUGGAAAUAAAUGACUUUGAGCAUGCGGUUGCUUACG
Molecule: messenger RNA, 3821 nt
Organism: Sesamum indicum (sesame)
Lineage: Eukaryota; Viridiplantae; Streptophyta; Magnoliopsida; Lamiales; Pedaliaceae
Molecular function (GO): protein binding; mRNA binding
Source: RefSeq, a predicted model, not a curated record